This is a messenger RNA of Pimephales promelas (fathead minnow), 2384 nucleotides long. RefSeq names its product transmembrane protein 79a (gene tmem79a). The record is from RefSeq and is a predicted model, not a curated record. Gene Ontology annotation, cellular component: trans-Golgi network membrane; lysosomal membrane. Gene Ontology annotation, biological process: regulated exocytosis. Lineage: Eukaryota; Metazoa; Chordata; Actinopteri; Cypriniformes; Leuciscidae.
CUAGUAAACAACAGCACUCAGGUUAUGUUUCUUAAAAGUAUGGAUUUCCUGUAUCUUAAAAUGUUUUAUAAUCAUAUGCUAGUUUACACAAAUACUGUACCGAUGAGCUUUAGUAAAAAACAGGUUUAGUGCACUAAACAAUGACUUUUAUCAGCUAAACUUCCUACAUUAGAAAUCUUCCUUUUUUUACACGAACAAUUAAUUAAAUGUGGCAAAAUUUUAAGUUGGCUAAACCCCAUGUAAAAUUUUAAAUACAGAUGUAUGUAAUGUGGGCGUCGCCGAGAGUCACGUGACGCCGCUAGUGAAUGAGUUAUUACCUCAGAGAAACCUGUGGACUGACCGUCGCACCUGUGCGCGUGCCCGAUCACCGCGAUCUCGGUCGAUUCUCACUCAUUCCUCAUCUGUUAUUAUCACUUAUAAUAUAUAAUACAUUCAUAGGGCUCUUCUGGAGUGUAAGGUAAGAAACACUAUCAUUUUACUUUCGUUCCCAGACAAGUUUCAUGUGAGUGAGUUUAUUUUAGAUCUGAAUUUCCUUUUAUUAUGCGUAUUAGGAACAGUUUGUUGUUGUUGUUGUUGUUGUAUUCUCUCGAAAUGAACCCGUGAAUGCGUGUUGGUCAGUGUUGUGGUAAUCUCUGCUGUGUGUGUUCAGGAGAAACUGGUGGAACUGCAUUACUCACUCAUGAGAUGAUUCCAGAGCAGUUCAGCUCAUAAACACACACACACACACACACACACACACACACACACACACUCUAAGAUGACGGAGGUGCUGAUCUUCAGUCCUGAGAUCAAACCUCUGAUGGCUGACCCGACCCGACCCGACGGAUCCGACAGCAGGACGGAGAGCGCAGGACAGCUGGAGGAACCGGACGCCUGGAUGGAGGCGGAGGAGAACGAUGCUGACGAUGAGGAGGAGGAGGAGGAGGAAGAAGAUCAGCUGGUGCAAGCGUUCACACCCAACGUGAUGAUCCUGCAGUCGACGGGACGGGAACACACACAGAUCCCAGAGAUCCCGAUGGAGAAGAUCCCGAUGGAGAAGAUCCCGAUGGAGAAGAUCCCGAUGGAUGAGCAGAACUUCACCCCCAGCGCUCCUCAGCACUUCCAGCCGGCCUGGAUCCACCAGAUCGACAAACCUGAAGACAGCAGUUGUGUGGAGGUUAUGCGGUUGUGUGUGUGUGUAACGGCUGCCGCGCUCAUGUUCCCGUUACUAACGUGGGCCGGUUACAAGCUCCUCCCCUUCGACGCCCCUGCGCUCGACAGCACCCCCCUCAGGCUGCUCUACACACUGCGCUGUGCGUUCUUCGCCAGCGCCCCCAUCGUGCUGGGUGUGCUGGUCCAGGGUGUGUCCCGGCUAAGGUUCGGGACGCUGAAGCCUCUGUUCGACGGGACGUGGGAGAAUCGCGAGGUCAAAGUUCACGGACUCUUCGUUCGAGACUCGCUCCACCUUUCCCUGCUCUUCUUCCUCCAGCUCGCUGUCAUGGCGACCUACGCCCAACCGGACCUGCUCAAACUGGUGCCGCUGCUUACCGUCGUCUUCGUGUUCGGCAGGAUGAUCUACUGGGUGUGUGUGGCGUUCGGCAGCAGUGUACGUGCGUUCGGACACGCGCUCUCCUUCCUGCCGCUGCUCGUCCUCCUGGGAGCAAACCUGUAUUUCAUUGGCUCUGUGGGCGGGCCGGAGGCGGUGUUUGACGUGGCUCCUCCCACCACGGCCCCGCCCCCGAGACUGCGAUGGUGGGGGUGAACCCAGAGUUCAGCAUUCAGAACAAUCCCUUUAAAUAAAGAUGAACGUGACUGGAGAACGACGACUGAUUGUCCGUCCUGAAUCCCUCGGCACACACUCGCUCCUGCACUGGGAACCGCUGAUGAAUGGCCAGAAACUCAAUGGUGUCAUGAAGAAACCGGUUUAACCGCUGAAUCUGUGCUGUGCUCUUUCAGGAUCGAGUGACGCUCACAAAGCCUGAAAUCUAAGAAGCACAAACACACUGUAACACAUCACUCACAGCCUUUAUGAAGAAUGCACUAUACAGUGCUUUAAUGCACCUGUAUGAUCUCAUUAAUAAUUGUGCUUUUGGAAAGUGACACUUGUUUUACGGCCGUUAUGAUGUCUCACAUUAUUUCAUUACCCUCCAAAUGUUUGUUAUUGUUUUAAAAAUGUCUUUCCAAUAGCUAAUGUAAAAAUAAAUAACAGGGAUAUGCGUUUAAUAAUCAUGAAAAAUCUCCUAAAAAGUUAUUUGUAACCCGGAUAUGUUGGAUAAGUGUUUGUUUUGUGUAAUAUUUGAGAAAUGCAGUUGUUUAUGUCAUACUGUGAUUAUAACUGUUGAUUUGUGCCAUAUUCCUCAUGUUUACUAAUGUUUCUACUCAAAUCUGAUGUUUAUGAAUAAAUG